UGGAUAUGAAAAUUUUUAAUGCAGUAAUUAUAAUUUUAAUGAUUUUGAAAAUCAAACCAAUUAAAUCCUAUGGCAGGAAACUUACUUCUGAUCAAAAUAAUGUUUAUUAUAUUGAUUCGGAGCAGAAGUACUCGUGGUUUGAAGCCUUAAUCGCUUGCAUUGAAAUGGACAUGACGUUGGCAACCAUUGACUCUAGUACGAAAUCAUACGAAAUUAAUACUUUGGUGAGAAAUAAUUUUGGAAAUGUUCGCCUUUGGAUUGGUGGCAUCAUGUCAAGAUAUCCCAAUCGCCAUUUUAUUUGGCUAGCUACCGGAAAACCUUUCACAUACACCAAUUGGCAGGGCAAUAAUCCGGACUUUUAUGGCAAUAAUGAGUAUUGUGCUCACAUUGGUUGGAUCAACGAUCUGCAAUGGAAUGAUAUUGUCUGCACUAAUAAGCAGGGUUUUAUAUGUGAGUAUAGUCAGAAAGAUCAGCAGAGUAAGCAAAUGCAACAGGAGUUGCAAAUCGCUACAGCAAAACAACAAGAACUACAACAGCAACUUGAGAAAAACAAACAAGAGUUGCAGACACAUAUGCAUAAAAAGCAACAGCAAGAAGAAAAAUUACAGCAGGAAUUGGAAAGUGUUAAAGAAAUAUCGAAACAAGAAAAUCAUAAAAAUCAGGAAAUACAACAAAAUCUAAAACAAGAAGUCAAAGAAUGUGAAGAGAAAUUGAAAGAAAGUGCAGUAAAAUAUGAACAACUGGAAGAAAUCUUAAAAGGUACCACAACAGAGUUACAUGAGUUACAGCAAGAUUUAAAAAUACAACAAAACUUAAAGGAUUUACUACAAGAAGAAUUGGAGAAACUCAAGAAAAAAGAUCGAGAAGUGUCUUCUAGUGAUAUGAAUAAGAAAUAUCGUGAUAUUAUUUUACAUUUUCAUCAAUAUCAAUAAAAAGAGUGUAUAUUUUCUAAA
Molecule: messenger RNA, 953 nt
Organism: Lucilia cuprina (Australian sheep blowfly)
Lineage: Eukaryota; Metazoa; Arthropoda; Insecta; Diptera; Calliphoridae
Product: lectin subunit alpha-like
Exons: 2
Coding region: 6-932 (308 amino acids)
Molecular function (GO): signaling receptor activity
Source: RefSeq, a predicted model, not a curated record